AUGUGGCCCCUGGCCACAGCGAUCGCCUCCCUGACCUUGGCCUUGUCAGGCGGCGUCUCUCAGGAGUACCUCAAGAUUAUGAAUGGCACCAAUGGAACCAAUGGAGUUCUCCCAGGUGGCUACACCUGCCUCCCUCACUCUCAGCCCUGGCAGGUGGCCCUACUGGUGAAAGGGCGGCUGCUUUGUGGGGGAGUCCUAGUCCAUCCCAAAUGGGUCCUCACUGCGGCACAUUGUCUGAAGGACGGGUACAAAGUUUACCUGGGCAAGCAUGCCCUGGGGCGUGUGGAGGCAGGCGAGCAGGUGAGGGAGGUAGUCCGCUCUAUCCCCCAUCCUGAAUACCAGAUCAACCCCACCCACCUGAACCAUGACCAUGACAUCAUGCUGCUGGAGCUACAGUCCCUGGUCCAGCUCACAAGCCACAUUGGCAUCCUGCCACUUUCCCACAAUGUCUACCUACCCCCUGGAACCUGCUGUCGAGUGUCUGGCUGGGGCACUACCACUAGCCCUCAGGUGAGUUACCCAAAAACCUUACAAUGUGCCAACAUCCAACUACACUCAGAUGAGGAGUGUCGUCAAGUCUACCCUGGAAGGAUCACUUCCAACAUGCUGUGUGCUGGCACAAAAGAGGGUGGCAAGGAUUCCUGUGAGGGUGACUCUGGAGGCCCCCUGGUCUGUAAUGGAACACUCCAUGGCAUCAUCUCCUGGGGAGACUUCCCCUGUGGGCAGCCCAACCGACCUGGUGUCUACACUCGAGUCUCUCAAUACGUUCCAUGGAUCCAGGAAACAAUCCAAAAAUGCAAAAUCUAGGAGCAGAAAUGGACAAAGGGCCCACAAUAAAAGUCGUGUUCAUUUCUGGCCUCCUUCCUCCCCCAUGCCCUCCUUCCUCAGUAUACCCAGCCCUCCUCUGCCUCUCCCAAACUGUUCCAUUCUAGCUAAUGACCCGUGUUCUCAAAAUGUUCAAUUCCAGCUGGAUGUUCUAUGUUUCAGAAGCAUCUAGUCACUGCCAACAUUGUGGUCUCCCAAACCUUGCAUCCCUGAAACAUACCAGUCUCCUUAAUGUCCUCAACCCAAACAACAUUCCAGGUCUCCUAAAUGUUUCAACAUGGCUAACAUAGACCCAAAAUUUCUGGUGGUACAAUGAUUAAGUACUUGGCUGCUAACCAAAAAGUCUAUGGUUUGAACCCACCAGCUGUUCCAUGGGAGAAAAGACCCAGCAUCCUGCUCC
Loxodonta africana (African savanna elephant) is the source of this 1225-nucleotide messenger RNA. RefSeq names its product kallikrein related peptidase 13 (gene KLK13). Gene Ontology annotation, cellular component: secretory granule. Gene Ontology annotation, molecular function: serine-type endopeptidase activity. The transcript is spliced from 5 exons. Lineage: Eukaryota; Metazoa; Chordata; Mammalia; Proboscidea; Elephantidae. The record is from RefSeq and is a predicted model, not a curated record. Gene Ontology annotation, biological process: proteolysis.